This is a messenger RNA of Triticum aestivum (bread wheat), 1250 nucleotides long. RefSeq lists its product as uncharacterized. The coding region runs from base 140 to 1000 and encodes 286 amino acids. Lineage: Eukaryota; Viridiplantae; Streptophyta; Magnoliopsida; Poales; Poaceae. The transcript has 3 exons. The record is from RefSeq and is a predicted model, not a curated record.
ACCACCUUCGAGAAGUCUCCAUCGCCUCCACCACCACCAAUGGGGAAGAAGGGGCGGAAGCCGACGGCGACGAAGGGGGAGACUGGGGGGGCUUCCGCCGCUCUUCGAGGCCGUCUCCGACGAAGGGAGGGUGCUGACGAUGCUCGACGUGGACCCCGCCACCGAGGAUCCUGCCCUCCUCGACGCCAUCAGGAAGAAAAACAGCGCUGCUCUGAUCUCCAUGCUUGAUCCCCGUGAUGAGCUCUCAGCGGAAGACAGUACAAAUGCAGCUGGUGCUGUUUGGUAUCUCGUCAUAAAUGGCAACCACAUAACUCGCAAUCUGAAUCUGCUGACGGACCUCACGCCUGUGUGUGACCGUUGGGUCCGUAAUCUCUCUGGGACAGGCCCCCCGAUGCAAGUCUGCGCUCGGGGAUCGGUGAACUGUAACAGGAUCAAGCUUGAUGACGUAUGGUAUGUUCCUGGGGUCACCGAUAAUAUGAUGGCGGUUGCCCAUCUUACCCGUACCAAUAAAGAACUUAAAGUCAGAGUGGAUAGCGAUGGCUGUUCUGUUGUGCGGCGUGAUGGUGCUGUAGUUGGCAGAGGGCAUUCCAAGAACGAUCUGUAUGAGCUCGACUUUCUUGACGCCAUUAGUGGAUCUUCUUGGUACAUCGUCUCGAAUGCUGCUGAACACAUGACCGGCAACCUGCACCUCCUGACGAACUUCACUCCCACGUGUCUGGGCCGCUCAGUCCGGACACACACGGGUGCGAUGCUGCAGGUGCGUGGCAAGGGGUCCCUGAGCUCCACCCAGUUCGCCGUCCCUGGAGUCAGCUACGUCCCAGGGCUCACAGAGAACAUCAUCUCGGUGACCCAGCUCACCGACAGCGGUUUCACCGUUGCGUUUGGGCCCCAUGGCUGCACUGUCAUGAGGAACCGCGACGGGGCUGAGGUUGGCUACGCGUUCAAUGCGGGCAGCCAGCUGUACCGGCUCAACCACCUCAGGGUCGCUGCCAGCAAGUAGCUUGUCAACCGAAAGUUGUGAGAGUAACCGGCCGUAUGAGUUGCUAAGAUGAAGAGGAAGUUUAGCUGCAGGUCUUUUGGCUGCAAACAAGCUGUUAGCUGUUUCUCUGUAUGAAAAAACUCCUACAGUAGAUGUUUCAGUUAAUGUUCAGUUAGGAUCCUGAUACUACUAUUUCUGUGUACGGGCCAUGAGAGGGAGAAGGCAAUGAGAUAUCACAACUCGCCAGUUACGCAUGGUUGGGUUGCUUCAU